This is a messenger RNA of Nerophis lumbriciformis (worm pipefish), 2244 nucleotides long. NCBI's taxonomy places the organism in Eukaryota, Metazoa, Chordata, Actinopteri, Syngnathiformes, Syngnathidae. The record is from RefSeq and is a predicted model, not a curated record.
AUGCUGGUCACCGUUUUCUGCGCGCCGAGGGAUCGCCCAGAAACCACAUUCGCCCUCGAUGUAUCCCCAGAGCUGGAACUCAGAGACUUUGUGGCACUUUGCGAACUCGAAUCGGGAAUCCCGGCGGGGGAAAUUCAGAUCACCUAUGUUGAGCAGCCCCUAAAAGACCCCACACGUGCCUUGGGAACAUAUGGCGUAAAGGAUGGAGACGUGGUGGUCCUCAGGCAAGCCGACAGAAGGCCGCCACCCACUCAACAAUCCUUCCCAGGUCUUCCCCGGAUUGACUUUCGUUCCAUCACAGUCCCUGGCACUUCAACUUCGACCCAGCCGCUACCACCUCAGCAGCAACAGCCACAGCGAAAUGCGCAACCCUCCACACCACCAGCCUUUCGGAGCCCCUCUUCUCAGGGGCUUGAUGACCCAGCCUUGCUCCAGCAGAUGCUUCUGUCUAAUCCACACGAGCUGUCCCUCCUGAAAGAGAGAAACCCACCCCUUGCCGAGGCCUUGCUAAGCGGAGAUCUAGAGCGUUUCACCAAAGUGUUGCUGGAGCAACAGCAGGAUCGAGCCAAAAGGGAGCAAGAGCGAAUCCGACUGCUGACUGCAGAUCCUUUUGAUUUGGAAGCGCAGGCAAAAAUUGAGGAAGAUAUCAGGCAGCACAACGUCGAAGAAAAUAUGACCAUCGCAAUGGAGGAGGCCCCAGAAAGCUUUGGGCAGGUGGUUAUGCUCUACAUUAACUGCAAAGUCAACGGGCACCCUGUAAAAGCUUUUGUCGACUCAGGUGCCCAAAUGACCAUUAUGAGCCAAGCCUGUGCAGAGCGCUGCAACAUCAUGCGACUGGUAGAUCGGCGCUGGGCAGGCAUCGCCAAAGGAGUGGGCACACAAAAGAUCAUCGGCAGGGUUCAUUUGGCUCAGGUCCAGAUUGAAGGGGAUUUUCUUCCCUGCUCCUUCUCCAUUUUGGAGGACCAGCCGAUGGACAUGCUGCUCGGCUUGGACAUGCUCAAGAGACACCAGUGUUCGAUUGACCUGAAGAAAAGCGUGCUUGUCAUCGGCACGACGGGCACAGAGACUCGCUUCUUGUCUGAGGCUGAGCUGCCCGAUUGUGCUCGGUUGGCGUACGGGCCAGAGGGGCGCGAGGAAAGCCGCCCGGAAGAGAUAGCAGACAGGGAGCUCGCAGAGGCGCUUCAGCGGUCCGUACAAGAAAGCGACACUGCAGACGGACAGACUACCUCACCACAGCCGCCGCCAUUGUCACUACCCACAGCCUCAGACCAAAUGUCCUCUAGCGCCCAUCCCUUGAACCCUGAUUUGGUUUGCUCAGAGUCCACCCAGGUCCCAGCAGAGGUGGACCACAUUGGCCUCCAGGAGCUUCCUUUGCCUACAGAGCAGGAUCAGCUCCAGACUCCCUUUCUGGAAGAUCAUUCUAUCGUUGUUGAAGAAGCCCCAGGGCCCAGUCAGUCUUCUGAAGUCCUUCAAUGUCCAGAGGGUGGUGAGGAGGAGACAACGGAACCAUCCAAGGUAGAAAAAAGAUCUGCCAUCCCAACUACAGAACUAGCAAAUGGUCAGCCCAUGGAACAAGAGGUGACUGCAUCUGAAACGACUGAUCCCGGCCCGUUGGACUUUGUUGAAAUGGACUCCUCGAGCAAGGAAAAGUCAGAGGGCUCCGAUAGCAUCCCUUCCCUGGCCGCCGCUCUAUUGGAGCUUCACGAACUGCUGCUCUCCAACAACUGCAGCGUCGCCCGACCACUGACCCCAGUCGGAGCAGAAACAAGCGAUGCCAAAGCCAAACCAAACGCUGCUUGCGACAGACCCUCGGGGAGAAAAGCAGCAGACUCUUUGACAGGGCCAGCAAAAGCCGAAGACCCCAGCAUUUAUCAUCCCGAGUUAGUGACUCAUUUAGAGCCUCCCUAUGAAGCCAGAGAGCCUAGCAUUUAUAAUCCGGAGUCGGCAAUACCUCCCGAUCCUGCCGGGGACUUCAGGGAACCCCCUGAGGGGCAGCAGGGAACCGGGGGUGUGCACGGACAAAACCCAGACGCCGACACCCCGGGCAGUCUAGUCUCCGGCACCUCCGCCGACAACCUACUUCCGGUCCCCUUUACAGACCAGUUUCCAGCCGAACACAUCCAGAGAAUCCAGGCUGCAGGUUUUUCUGCCCGCGAUGCUGCAGAGGCUCUUGAGCAGGCGCAUGGGGUCGUGGAGUUGGCUCUGCUGUCACUCCUGGCCCGCAGCAUCACCGUGCCCACCUAA